Messenger RNA from Cicer arietinum (chickpea), 1278 nucleotides. RefSeq names its product F-box protein CPR1-like. The record is from RefSeq and is a predicted model, not a curated record. NCBI's taxonomy places the organism in Eukaryota, Viridiplantae, Streptophyta, Magnoliopsida, Fabales, Fabaceae.
AUGGCUAUCAAGUUUGAUGACGAGCUCUUAGGAUUAAUGUUAUCUUUGCCAGAGUCUUGUGGUGUUUUGAAUGGGGAGAUGAGAAUGAAGACACAUGGUUCUUCAUCUCAAUCUGAAGUUCUUGUCACUGGAAAUAGGGAGAGAAGUCAGAAAAAGGAACUGAAGGGUAAUGAUGGUGUAUCUAAGGUAAUUGGUGUUGGUGAUGUAUGCUUGCAAACCAACAUGGUAGUGCAAUUGUUGCUUAAAGGAGUCAAACAUGCUUCAAAUGUUCGCUUCAAUUUAAUCUAUGUGCAUAUGCUUGAUGAAAGUUGUUUUAAUAAUUAUUUUCCUUCUAGAAAGUGGAAACUCAAUAAAGAUAACUUGGUUGUGGCUAGAGGGGAGAUAAUUAGUAAACUGUUUGAAAAUAGGGUCAAAUUAGAUUGGCCACCUCCAUUUCACGAGGAUAACAGUUGUAUUCAUAUUUUGAGUUCUGUUUGUGUUAACGGGACUCUUUGUCUCACACAAGGGAGAGUCCAUGCAAAAUGUGUAUUUUGGAACCCUGCUACAGAUGAAUUCAAGGUCAUUCCACCUAGUCUUUUUGACUAUGUACCUUAUCAUGACACUAUGGUGACCUAUCAUGGUUUUGGUUAUGACCAUGUUAGAGAUGACUAUAAAGUGAUUCGACGAUUAGAUUUCUUUCUUGAUUGUUACGCAGAUGUGCCAUGGGACGAACAUGUAGGUUUUCCCCCGAUGUGGGAGAUAUAUAGUCUAAGAAGUAACUCUUGGAGGAAACUUGAUGUUGACAUUCCUUUUUGUCUUUUGGAUCAUGAAGUGUACAUGGAUGGAUUUUGUCAUUGGUCGGGUAAAGAUGAUUACCAUAGUCUUAGUAAGGUUGGGCCGUGUUUGGUAUCAUUUGACUUGUGCAAUGAAGUGUUCCUUACAACACCUUUUCCCUCAGACAUGGUUGACCAUUAUAAUAUCUUGCGCAUGGUGUUGUUAAAUGGAUCCAUUGCUUUCAUAAUAUAUGAUGAAUCGACUACUUUUCACAUAAGAAUAGUGGGUGAACUCGGUGUGAAAGAAUCGUGGACUAAUGUCUUCAUUGUCAAGCCCUUACCUUGCGUUCAACAUCUUAUUGGAGUAGGAGAGAAAGGCGGUAUAUUCUUGAGAAAAAAUGAUGAUGAACUAGUAUGGUAUGAUAUAAGUACUCAGACGAUUGAGGAGCUUGGUGUUAAAGUAAGCCGAGGUUAUUGUAACACUGUAGUUUAUAAGGACAACCUUCUCUCAAUUGUAGGUUUAUGA